ACUUCAGGAGCAGGUUCUGAUUGGCGACGCUGCUGCUGAGUUAUGCUAUUGGAAUGCGCUCCUUAAACAAACGACGACAAACAAACCAAAAAAAAAUAACAACGAAAAAUAAAUUAAUCCGUGAAAAUUGCAAUUUGUGAAUAUUAUUGCAAAAAGUGAAAUGCCGCUACAUGUUUGUUUGAGCCAAAAGUGAAAAGACAACGCAGCCAGACAAAAAGUCUAAGACUCCUCCUGUAUUUGUGUUUGUGCUUAUGUGUGUGUGAGCGUGUGUGUUUGUGGGUGCGCGCACAACAAAAAUAUAAAUAAAACACACAAGCAGCGCCCCCAUCGUCAAUGUCAAUGAAUGAAGUUGAUAAAAAGUGAAAUAAAAGGCCUUUAAUUGCCGCUGCAGUCAAUAAAUCAUCAAACGAAAAUAUGAAAGCAUCUCUGGAAUUUCGUGUGUAAAAUUAGAAUCACAGGAAAAAGAUACAAAAUACACUAGUGUAAUGCCAAAGAGGCAUACAUCGUAAAGUGCGUCCAUAGUUUCUCCACUGUGUGUGGAGGAGAGGCGAGGCAUCAUCGGCAACAGCUCAAUGCUGAUGCUGCUGCUCCCCACUUCUACUUCCUGCCCAUAUGCUAGCUCCAACAGCAACAACAGCAACAACAACAACAACAGCUACAACGACAACAACAAAAACGCAACGUGCUCUCCUCUAUUGCUACUGGGGAUGCUGCCAAUUGCCGCCGCUGUUGUUGCCUUUUGCCGUUUGCCUGCGCCAACUCCACAACUGAGCUGAGAGAGGGCGCUCUACGUAAAGCCAACUGAAGUGAGAGAGCGAGCGCCAGUGAGCGCGCGUGAGAGAGCGUGUCGUGAGUAUAUCGCUAUGUGGUGGCUGUGAGCAGCAGGCAGUAAGCGGUGCCACAAGUGAGCAGCCUGAGAGAGAGAGUGAAUUCAUUUCAAUUCGUAACGUCAACGUAAUCGCACGUAUCGCGCAAUCGUCGUGGUGUCGCGCAACUGCAUCGAAAACGAAAAACGGUUAAUGGCGAAUUUUAUCGCGCCAAACGAAUAAUAUUCGGCAAACACAUUGAACGAAAGAUCGCACGUUCGAGCGAGAUCAAAAGUGUGUGUGUUUUAUGCGGGAAGUUUUGUAAGCUACACUCAAGUGAGUGCCCGUGAUUGUGACUGUGAGUGUUUUGUUUGAGUGCUUCGAAUGUUUUGCUGCCGACAGCAAAAACAACAAUAAGAACCUAACAACAACAACAACAGCUAGCAAUAACAAUAACAAUAACAAUGCCGCAAUGCUGCGAUGCUGAGAAGUGAUGAUGUUAUGAUGUUGUUGUUAUUGUGAGUGGAGCCAAGAGCACCAGCAGGAUAUUUGAAACGGUGUGCGUGUGCGUGUAUGUGUAUCUGUAUGUGUAUGUGUGCUUGCUUGCGUGCACUGCGGCACCACAGGCAACAUUAUGUGAAGUGUUCAAUUUAAUGAAUAAAUGAAUAUACGCGCACACACACACACAUCCACAUCCACACAAAUACACAUGCAGCUGGCAGCAACUAUGAAAUAUUGACGUGCAGGACGCAGUGCAAACAAAACAGCAGCAACAACAACAACACAAAAAAACUGAGACUCAACUGAAUAGCGAUAAGGUUACAGAUGCCCUAAACACACACACACACAGGCAGGCUUAAAAAGGAUACGAAGGAGUAUACAAGGCUGUAACUGGAUACAUGUUUACUCAUAAGAAGGCGCUCAGUCUCUGUCCCUGUCUUCGAGCAACGUUGCCGCAGUGCAGCAGACAACAAGAACAAAUAACGCCAACGCAUCGUCGUUGUGACAUCAACGUAAUCCAUCUGCAGCUAAUGCCAGCACACAACAGCAACACCAACAGUCGCAGCAACAUUCUCAGCAGCAGCAGGUGCAGUUGUUGGUGUACAGGAAACGAAGAGGAACGCAGGACAAGACAAAAACAACGACGUGCUUUGCAGUGAUAAAAAAACAAACACACUCAACACACACUGACAACGAAUUAUAAACGACGAGUCAAGAGAAGAGCAACAGCAACAAAAAGAACAACGAAGCAUGACGUCGACGUCAUUGUCAUCGGUGAUUAAUAAAGCCGGAAAUGUGAUUGUAGUUUUAGUGAGCCUACAGCUAAUAUGGCUAACAUUAGCCGGCUGUCGGGAGCUGCCACUUGGCAUUGAUUAUGGCAGCAUGUCCGCCUCCAUAGAGGAUGUCGACGUCAUCGACACACAGGUCACCGAGGAGAGUGCAUCACCGCAUCGAACUAAUCUCGAUGCCGCACUCAGUGGCGAGGAUAACAAAUCAGCUGGCAGCGCAUCCGGCGCAGCAGCAGCAGGAGCAGCGGGAGUAGCUGGAGCUGGCACCUUGCUGGAGGAGUUCAAUGGCGGCAAACUGAGUGCAGCCGAGGCGAGCAACACGCUGCCGAUCUUCCUCAGUGAGCCGGAGAGCGUGUUUGUGGUGAAAAAUCGACCGGCGGUGCUCAAGUGCAAGGCGUCGCAUGCGUUGCAGCUGCACUUUAAAUGCAGCGGCAGUUCACAGCCACCGCCAUCGACGCACGACAAGCACGUGGAUCCGCAUACCGGUGUCCACAUGGAGGAGGUGACUGCCACCAUACAUCGCGAUCUCGUCGAUGAGUACUUUGGCAAGGGGCCCUUCAAGUGCGAGUGCCAGGCGUGGUCGUCGCGCGGCGUGGUCAAGAGUCAGGCUGCCACGGUGCACAUAGCAUACAUUCGCAAGUCCUUUGGUCAGUCGCCCACAUCGCUGCGCCUCGAGCUGGGCAGCCGGGCGGAACUGCAUUGCGAGCCGCCCGGCGGUUUUCCGGAACCGAAGCUCAGCUGGCACAAGAACAAUGCAGUCAUCGGUGUCGAGCCAGGCGAGCCAGGCAUCACUGUGGCCGGCAGCAGUCUCACCUUUCGCCAGGUUGCGCUGCAGCAUAUGGCCAACUAUAGCUGCAGUGCGGAGAACAUUGCCGGCAAACGCGUCUCCGACUCGGCUGUGCUCAUUGUCUAUGUGAAUGGCGGCUGGAGCGCCUGGAGUCCGUGGCGUGAGUGCAAGUGCAGUGGAAAACCGAGUCAGGGACGCAAGCGAACGCGCACCUGCACCAAUCCGAUGCCCUUGAAUGGUGGCGCCCAAUGUGCUGGUCCCCAGAUCCAGAAGUCCGCCGACUGUGCCGCCUGUCCAGAGGACACUCAAAUUGUGAGCGCUGAUGGAUUUGACAUUUCGUCGAGUAAGCGCAUUGCACGCUGGUCCUCGUGGAGCGAAUGGAGCAUCUGUUCCGCGGAAUGCAUACAAGUGCGUCGCAGAAAAUGCCUGACACAUGCCACUGGCAACGGCAACAGCGAUGUGGCAGAUGAAGCCGGCGAGCUGCUGCCUGGAGGUGUGGGCGCCGCAGCCCUAAGCAGUCUGGGAAGUAGCAGCGAUGGCGCCACGAGCAGCGAUACUAGCAACAACAACAACGGAGAUGCUGAUGGUCCAGGAUAUAGCAAAUCAUUGUGCGCCGGAAAAGACAUACAAACGGCCGAAUGCCGUGGAGAGCAGUGUCAGAUUGGCAAGGAUGACUUCGAUUGGACACUGUACUUGGGUCUGGCCUUCAUCACGGCUGUUUGCUUUGCCUUUGGAGCGGCCCUCAUCUGCUGUGCCCGACGCGGCAUUCGCGCCAAUCCGCACUAUAACAUGGCACGUUCAGUUAUGGAUGCGGAUUACAUGCCCGGCGUUGUCGACAAGAAGGAGAUGCGCAUGCACAUCGAGGCCGCCAAUUUGGGAUACGAUUAUGUCAAUCCCGGACAUCGUUAUUUACCUGGCGAGCACAUCGUCGGCAUGGGCAUGGGAGUCGGAGUCGGAGUCGGCGGAGUUACCGAACAUCAUUACGAUGUGCCCAAUCUGUCGGCCAACUAUACAAAUCCCAUUGACGAUCUCAGCGGGGAUUACCUGUCGGACACAGGCGACUCCUCCACAGCUGACACCUCCAACUCGACUUUCGAUAUGAAUGCCAAGCUCUCGAUACUGAAUACCUCGAAGAGCACAAGCUACGAGCUGCUGGGCAGCAGUGGCGGACAACUGCGACUCUAUGGAGGCGAACUACUUCUCUUUGUGCCCGAACUGGCCAUUGGCAAGCAUCUGAAGAAGCAUGUGUCGCUGAUGCUGCUGAGCGACGAAUGCAGUCGCAUUGCCUGUGCCACCGAGAGCUCCAUUCUGUGCAGCAGUGUGGUGCACUGUGCUCCGCGCAACUACAGCUUUGUGAAGCCCGUGAUACUGAAGAUCCCGCACAGUCUGUUGUCCCCAGAGCAGUGGCAUGUGCACAUCUAUCAUGCGGACAGCGAACACGACGAUCUCAAUGUGAGCUGGCGACGUGCGGUGUCUGUGGGCGAAGAGACUAUCAAUACCCCGAUGUUUGUGCAACUGGAGCCGACGCAUGUUUACAUCAUGACCGAGCAGCUGGGACACUUUGCGGUGGUCGCUGAGCCGAGGAUUCAGCAGCCGGCGAUCAAGAUGAAGUUGCUCGCCUUCAGUCAGCACACGCCGCCAAGCACCGCCAACUGCAGUCUGCGCAUCUAUGUGGUCAAGGAUUUCCCCAACAGCAAGGAUAUUUGUGCGAAUGUCGAGUGCAAAUUGGGUGGCAGUUACCUUGGGGAAAGUGAAGUCUUUGCCUUUGUGCUCAACAGUCGCAAUUUGAAUAUUCGCGUGCGUUCCACCGACGCCGAUGCAGCGCCCUACGAACAUGCGAUUCCCUAUCAGCACAUCCUAAGCAACAAUUCCAUAUUGCACUGUGAGUUCAGUGUGCGGCAGCGGGAUCAACAUGCUCUGUGCGUUGACUUUGGCCAGGGCGAUGAUCUGGACUUUUAUACGUUUAGCAUUCCCUCACAGCCGCUGGGAGGUUCAGCGGAGGAGUUGGCCUCGACGACGAAUACGACGAUUUCGAUUGAUCGCCAGGGCAACUAUGUGAACGAGAGCUGUGUGCUGGACUUUGUGCAGCUGCCACAUGCCACAAAGCGUCUGAUAUGCGCCGCCCUCGAUCCGCCGCGUGCCGAUGAGCGCGAUUGGCGGCUGUUGGCGAAGAAACUUAGCACCGAUCGGUAUAUUGCAUACUUUGCCACCAAACCCUCGCCCACCGAGCAGAUCCUCAAUCUGUGGGAGUGUCGGGCGAACAAUUGCAGCAACGGUAACGGUAACAGUUCCACGUCCAUUUCGCAUGCCAACACCAUUAUGGCUCUGCUGUUGACGCUCAAGGAGAUGGGACGUCAGGAUGUGCUGGACAUCAUUGUGGAGACAAUUGGACCGCUCUGGAUAUAGAGCGAGAAACACUGCGAAUUAUAAGCGAAACAACAACAAAACCGAAAAUGUUCAUGAGUUGCCUUUUAUUUGAAAAAAAAUCACUAAAAAAACGAAAGAAAUGUAAUCGAAAAUUGCAUCGAAAUGAAACGAAUUGAAGCAAAGAAUUCAAAAAAUAUGAUUAUGUAAUCAAAGUUUAGACGUAGACAUUAUAUAGACACAUUAGUUGAUAGAUUGUACUAGUUACAUAGCAAGAGAGAGAUAAGUUAGAAGAUGUAGUGAGUAGUGAGUACGAUGUGAAAUACUACGACUUCGACUACUACUUCUACUACAACUGCUCAAACGAACUCUGUUCCCCAUGGGUGCCAUGCAUUUUUGAUACUACAGACAUAAGGUAAAGAACGCGUACUCUAGAGUUAAAAGUUAUGUAUGUGGCUUAGCAAACUUAUAGUUUUAAACACUCAAAUUCUAGUAUUACACACAAACUAAAAUAUUUAUAUAUACCAUAUAUAGUUAUAUAUAUAUAUUAUAUAUACAUAUUAUGUAUGAACGAGUAUUGUAUAUUGUAUUUGUAGAGAACCAAGCGAUCCCCGAUAAGCUCAAGCACACAUAUAGCCUGCGUCUAUAUGUGCGUCAAGAAGUUGCAAACUGUUUGCCAAAUUGUUGAGUUUCUCAACCGACUCUAGUUAUAGCCGAUUAACCAGGAAUGACAUGAUUUAGUCUACAACUAUACACACGAACUAUAUAACUGAAUGAUAAACAUUAGACACACACACAUAUAACGCAUAUAAAUACAACGCAUACAUAGUCUAUGAAUUUAGUUGGUAGUUUCAUGAGAAAACAAAAAACCAAAAAACAAAACAACAACAACCGAGUAGCUUGUUAGACAUACUCAAGUGAUAAUCUUUGUAUUUGUCUUUAGUUCAUAAGUCAAUAAACUGUCGUUUAAAUCGUUAAUUCAACAAACAACCACAACAACAUCAACCAUGAAUAUUUCAUCAAAUAAUAGUAAAACAAAUAACCAAGUUAAACAACUACAAAAACUAAUUACACUAUAAAUAUGAAUAGAAUUUAGCCAUAAAUGCAACAUUCAUCAUGAACUAACUGAAUUGACACAGUUCCGAAAAUUGUGCAAAUGUUUUGUUUGAGAUACAGAUAAACGAUUUUUUUAACUGCUGUAGUUCUUAUGUAUUUAUAUAUGAUUUAAGUAAAUGACAACACAACGGAAAAUAAAAAUGAAUAAAGACGUUACUUACUGUAAAAACAUAAAA
This is a messenger RNA of Drosophila sulfurigaster albostrigata, 6538 nucleotides long. It is a transcript of the gene unc-5, whose product is annotated as netrin receptor unc-5. Gene Ontology annotation, cellular component: membrane. The coding region runs from base 2058 to 5288 and encodes 1076 amino acids. The transcript is spliced from 10 exons. The record is from RefSeq and is a predicted model, not a curated record. Gene Ontology annotation, molecular function: netrin receptor activity; protein binding. Gene Ontology annotation, biological process: motor neuron axon guidance; netrin-activated signaling pathway. NCBI's taxonomy places the organism in Eukaryota, Metazoa, Arthropoda, Insecta, Diptera, Drosophilidae.